UCAAAGGAAAGCAAUUUGAUAUUUUAAAGAUUGAGGGAUAAAGUGAUCCAAAAGGAAAAAAUAAGAGUUAAAAGUGACAAUGAGUAAAUGACAAAGUGACAAAGUGACAAAAUUCUCAGAAGCUGAGAAGUGCUUUUGGCCAGAUGGAGAAGUGAAAAUUUUUAGCUUUUCAGCCAAAAAGUGCUUUUGGGCUGGUUCAUUUACUUUUUUAGCCACACACGAACGCCCUUCUUUGCUCUCUGCUCUCUGCUCUCUGCUGAUUCUUUGCCCUCAUCCCUGCCCUCUGUUGGUUCUUUGUUCCUCUGCCCUCUGCCCUCUGCCGAUUGGAUAGGAGAUAAACUUAGGUUGUCAACGCUUCCUUCAUCUCCUACAUCGAGCGAAAAGAGUAAGAGACAACAAUGGUUACUUUCCGGGAAUUGAUGAUGUGGAGGACUACGUUUCGGUUUGUUCCCGAGCAGCUUAAGUCCCGAGCUUAUCUGUUCCCGAGCAGCUUAAGUCCCGAAAUUCUCGAGGGCUUGUUAGGAUCAGUUGGUGGGGUGAUGGCCUUCCUAACAUUACAUGAAAUGCUGCCAUUGGUAUUUGACUAUUCCGGGCAGAAGCAAGCUGUCAAGGCUGUGUUCUUCGGGAUGGCUUUCAUGUCUGCAAGCCUAUACUUUCUCGAACUAAGCUUACCGAAGGACAUGAGCUUGUAACCUCUUUCCAUAUGAGCAAAAAGAUGUUGUAAAUUCCUGAACCAAGAUGUUUUAUUUUAGUUGAUUUCUCUGAUAAUUUUAUCCAAACUAUGAGAUGUCUUAAAAGCAAAAAGGAUGAACACAGCCCCAGUUUGAAUUUGUUUCCUUGUAACAACAUGAACAUUGAAAAUGGGAAAAAAAAGAGGGGGUUACAAAUAAAUUUAUGGAUAUUGUACUUUUAUA
Gossypium raimondii (Peruvian cotton) is the source of this 914-nucleotide messenger RNA. RefSeq names its product zinc transporter ZTP29. The transcript has 6 exons. The record is from RefSeq and is a predicted model, not a curated record. NCBI's taxonomy places the organism in Eukaryota, Viridiplantae, Streptophyta, Magnoliopsida, Malvales, Malvaceae. The coding region runs from base 399 to 692 and encodes 97 amino acids.